AUGAACUCCUUCUCGAUGAACGCCCUCGCAAAGACCUUGCCUGCAGUAUGCCGGCAAUGUCAACCUCGCUUCGCAUCUUUAGGUGCCAUCCGGUCAUUCUCUUCCUCCCCGAAGGACUCCUCAAGUCUGAAGGAGAAGACACGAACGAUCGAGAACCAGAUCCUUGAUCGCCAGCCCGAAUCUGACGAGAGCUCUUCGCCGCUCUCUGCCAUUUCGAAGAUGAUGACUGGAUCUCGAUCGUCUGCUUCUUCGCGUGUCAGCGCUGACUACGCCCGACUAGCCGAAAGCCUGGAAGCCGACAUGAUCAAGAACCCCUACGCCGACCGCGCUCCUCCUCACCACCUCCACGUCUACGCACACAAGCACAAUACCAUCCUCACGCUGACACGGCCGAAUGGUAACCCUAUCUUGUCCAUGGGCACCGGCCAGAUUGGAUUCCGCAAAGGUGGCCGUGCCGGCUUUGAUCCCGCCUACCAAUUGUCCUCCCACGUUCUUUCGCAAAUCCAGGAGCGUGGCCUUUUGAUGGAUAUCAAGCGGCUAGAGAUUAUCUUCCAGGGCUUUGGCAAGGGUCGUGAUGGAUUCACAAAGGUGCUCCUCGGUAACGAGGGACGCAACAUCCGGGGUCUUGUUAGUCGAGUGACUGACUCGACUCGUGUGAAGUUUGGCGGUACUCGUAGCCGCAAGGUUCGCAGACUGGGUUAA
Molecule: messenger RNA, 702 nt
Organism: Penicillium daleae
Lineage: Eukaryota; Fungi; Ascomycota; Eurotiomycetes; Eurotiales; Aspergillaceae
Product: mitochondrial 37S ribosomal protein uS11m
Exons: 1
Coding region: 1-702 (233 amino acids)
Biological process (GO): translation
Cellular component (GO): ribosome
Molecular function (GO): structural constituent of ribosome
Source: RefSeq, a predicted model, not a curated record